Canis lupus familiaris (dog) is the source of this 3240-nucleotide messenger RNA. RefSeq lists its product as uncharacterized. Bases 16 to 312 code for a protein of 98 amino acids. NCBI's taxonomy places the organism in Eukaryota, Metazoa, Chordata, Mammalia, Carnivora, Canidae. The record is from RefSeq and is a predicted model, not a curated record. The transcript has 3 exons.
AGCAAGGAUGUUGCUAUGCUGGAGAUGCAACAAUGGAAAUUCUAUGCUGGAAUGAAAACUACUGGAAAACUACUGGAGCGGGAAGGGGUGUGGAGGGGCUGGUGGAGUGUGCGAUCUCAAACUGGGGGGCUCCUGGCUGCCUUCUCUGAAGGCACAAGGCUGCUCCUUGCCAGCCCCUCAUCACAGUGGUCACGGUGCCCAGAGAGUACUAACAGGUCAACGCUACAGUUGAUGUGGUCGAUGGAAAUUCUACAGGGUCAUGAGAAAAAGCAGCACCUUGUCCAUACAAGUCCAUGGAAGUUUGCUCCUUAACACGCUAUUAAAGCAAAACGCACGUCUUUAACAGCUUCCACCUAUGGAAUAUCUGCGUGCAGUCGUCCAACCGGGUGAUUAUAAAGAGGAACACCAAGGCUUCAUAUUCACAAUUACAUUCAGAAAAAGCCUUACACGAGUCUAUGAAUACCUGCCAGGGACUGUGCCUGUGGUUCAAGUGUCAGCCUCAGACUGCAGGUCAGCUAUGAAGAAACACCCCUUCUACACAGAACAUUCCUCCACAACUCCAAAAGUUGACACUGUCCGGUUCAUGUAAAUUUGUCUUGAAAUAAUGAUCAUGUUCAUUAGAAACAGAAACAGAAACAGAACAAACCCCACAAACACCAAGCUGUUCUGAUUUGAAGAGACACUAGAGAUAAUAAAAGUCUUUCUACUAGUAGGAUCUCCCAAAUCUAUCUUUCACAUACCCUUUAAUUUUCCCUGAGGAAAUGAAUAUUAUUUACAGUAUUUUGCUACUAUUCUCAAGGUAUUCUCUCCUGUUUGUACAGUCCUUGCUACCUCUCUCUCCGCAUUCUCAAGUGGAUGCUGCUCUUUCAUUUGCCAGUGAAGUCUGAUGAAGGAGGAAAUGGGUUCAGCCACGCGGGCUAAUUCAGAACCCAGGGCAGCUUUCAAAAGUGUGGCUUAGAGUGACACUGAAACUCAAGUGACCUUGAAAUCUGAUAGAGGGCAUUUCAGCUUCAGAAAUCUUUUGCAACACUCACGGAACUAUUUCAUGUAAAGAUUUUGGAAUGCCCAAGAACCAUAACACCCAUCCUAGUCUAUUGAAAGUUUUCAUCUGCAACACGGUUAUGACUGGACAAGGAAUCCUCUAAGAAAGGGCACCUUGGGGCGUGGAGCUGCUGACAGGCAACUCCACAGCUGAGCACCCACUUGGUCAAGAAACCCACUGCAUUCUAGACACUGGCUUUUCCCAGCCAAGAGGGGAAACCUGCCAGCAGGCGAGGUGGGAAGUCCGCGCCCCCCAUGGAUGUGCGCAGCGGCCCUAUAUCCCUGGUCAGAGCUGCCUCCCUUAAGGGAGAUCUCUGCUCUGUCCCCUGGAGGGACAACAUGAUGGCUCCCUUGGAGGUGCCCAGGGACAACCAGCAUUAAGAGGAUGAGUGGGAGCCAGAUGUCCAUAGGCCUCUUACCUCCUCUCUGGUCCCCAACGCACCCACUUGCUACCCUGGUGUUUUCUCCAACUUGUCACACUGCUUCCCAUAAAUGAGCGCACAUCCUCUGGGAAGGACUAUAGCUUAAAACUAUGGCCUGAUGAAUUCUCCUUGCCUUGUAGCUCCUAUCUGAAGAAUGCCUGUCCAUUAGUAUGAAAUGCCUUCUUUAGACAGAGAUGAGAGCUAUUUUCUGAAGGAAGGUAUAUCAAGGGAGAGAAAGGUCAAAAGGCUAUAGCACGCCUUGUUUGAAAAUACUUUGGGUCCAGAAUCCUUUGUAUUGCCAUUCCUUUUGCACAGACAGGUGUCUGAGAUCCCUGGGAUGGACGGAACUCCAGUAAACCAGCCGGCAUGUUGUGGGACUGACCACCCUUGCCACCUGUCCUCUGCCUCUUCUUCCCAAAUGAAAACAUUAAAAAAACGUGGUACAACAGAGAUGGCAUAAAAUGAAUGUCAGGCUCAAUUUGGCACUUCAUUUAAUUCCAAAAUAUAACAAAAUAGCUCUAUGACUUUUUUCUUUUUAAUUUUAGCUUUUACAAUCAGUGCUGUAGAUUGCAGUUCAUAGCUUUCUGGGUGGCUUGCAAGAAGUUAAUCACUUUUUUUUUUUUUUCCCAAGGCCAGCCAGGUGAAUUUUGAUGGUUCUCUAGUUAUUACAUGUCUUGAUACAAAGAAAGGAUGUCUGUGUGUGCAGGAAGCUACUGAGGGUCUGUGCACACUUGGAAAGAAGGUACACAGGGAUCAGGGCCAGUUGGCAGAAGGGAGUCCCUAUGUGGGUAGGAGAUGCAGAAGAGUACAUGUAAAAAAAGGCUUUAGAAAGAAGAAAUCCCAGGGAAGCUGCAUUCAGCUUUACACUUCUGCUUACCCCCUGUGUCUUGGCUAAAAACCAAGGAAGGCCUGAGCUUGGUUCCUCCAGGCCAGCGCUCAGAACUCAUCACGGGCUGCAUCUCUGUGGGACAGCCACAAAACCUCACUCCAGGACUGACUGCUUCACAGAAUAGACCUCUUCCUCCUUGUGAUCCAAAGUCCUGGGGGCUGGGGAGGAUAGAUUUGGCCCCCAUCACUUUGUUUUUGCUGGAUGAUUUAAUUCAGGGAUCUUGGGUCAGAGAGCUUCAUCGAAGAGGAAAACCUCUGCUCUGGGAUUGCAUCUCAGCGAACCAUCACUUCCGUACACAGUGAACCUGCUCAAAUGGUUCUUCAGCUCUGGGCUCGUUGUGGCCACUGGGCAGUCCACCUGCAGCUCAGGCCUCCUGGGCCAGGCCAGAGAGCAUCAUGCCACAGCAGAGGUUGUCUGUAGGCAGAGCAACAGGACUCCAGGGAGGAGAAAAGAAAUGCUGGGGUUGAGGAUGCAAAUGCAUUCCUGCACUUAAAGAAAAAAAGCCCUUUCCUGGCUGACCUUGUAAAUGCUAAAACAUACAUUAUAGCUGGUGCUGUAGCUACUAGUGACUGGUAAUCAUGAAAUUAAAUGAAGCUCUUUUCCUGCUCUCUUGAAAUCACUGUUCUUCGAAUAAAAAUUAAACGAAGAGGGGAGAACAGGAUCCCUUCCAAGGAAGAAUGUUUAAAAAGUCAAAUGGAAGGUUAAAAAAUAAAUUGCCCAAAUAUAUGAAUGGACAGGUUGUGGAUCUCACACUGCGGAACCUCCCCCUGUUUCCCUUGAUCAUAAGAGGAAAAGGAUAUUGGUUAUUACUAGAUGCCUUCUUUCAACUCUUUAAAACAAAAGUGUACGUACAGUCUCUAAACAUAUAUUAAAUUUUCCUCUGUGCAA